AUGUCCAAGGAGCAACAUCUGACCACUCCUGCUGGUAAGGAGCUCGGUCGUUCACUAACUGACCUCGAGCCCGCCAAGCACCAUGGCCCACCACGCAGUCUUUUGCGUUCCGUUUUUAUAGUCGCCACUUGCACCGCCGCAAUGGUGGUUAAUAUAUCUAACUCUACUUCUGUAUCUAUUUCACUUCCAACCAUUGAGAAGGAUCUAGAUAUCGAGGAACAACAACUCCAGUGGCUCGUAUCUGCAUAUUCUCUCAGUUCCGGUUGUCUUCUCUUGUUCUUUGGCAGAUUGGCGGAUCUUUAUGGACGGAAAAAAGCCUUUAUGCUCGGUACUCUUUGCCAGAUUGCAUUUUCUCUUGGUUGUGGCUUUGCACAAGAUGGUCUGACUCUCGCCGUAUUACGUGGCUUCCAAGGUGUCGGAGGUGCUGCCACGAUACCUUCUGCACUCGGUAUCCUAGCACAUGCAUUCCCUCCGUCUAGAGCACGUUCGAUAGCAUUCGCAACAUUUGCGGCCGGCGCUCCUGUCGGUGGCGCAUUCGGCAUGAUCAUCGGCGGUGUCCUGACUCAAAUUUCCUCAUCGCACUGGCGCUCCGUAUUCUACAUGGCUGCAGCGACUUCGGCUCUGAUAGGCAUUUCCGGACUAAUUUCAUUCGACGCCGAUGUUCCAUCGUCGGAAAUAAUUAAACGUGUUGACUGGAUCGGCGCCUCGCUUGUCACUAUCGGCUUGGUUUUGAUUGUGUUCGUGCUUGGUCAGGGAGAAAUUGCUUCAGAUGGCUGGAAAACUCCUUAUAUCAUCGUGCUCCUUAUUCUCGGCGUUAUCAUGGUUGCGCUAUUCCUGGUAUGGGAGCGGCACCUGGAACGGAUUAUCGACGAAGACCCAACGAAAGCGGCAUCGAUGUGGACACCGCCACCGCUCAUGAAACUCUCUCUCUGGGCGCGGGCAAAGGGCCGGAUGGCCGUUAUCCUUGCCAUCGCAUUUUUGAAUUGGAGUGCUUUCAUUAGCUGGAGCUUCUGGGUUCAGCUGUACUAUCAGAACUACCUGUUGCUCACACCGGUAGAAACCAUGAUCCGAUUCAUUCCCAUGUUCAUCGUUGGGUGUUUGUGUAACUUUUUCGUAGCGAUGGUCGUUGCCAAAUUGCCCUUGGUCAUCUUUGCCCUUAGCGGAACCCUUCUGACUGCGACUGCCGCCAUCUUAUUUGCGCUGAUUGACCCCACUGCAACUUACUGGGCCUUCGGCUUCCCGUCCACGGUUCUCAUCGUGUUCGGCGCUGAUUUCGUAUACUCUUCCGGUACGAUUUUCAUCGCCAAAACCUCGUUGCCACAUGAACACAGCGUCGCCGGAGCACUGUUCCAGACUAUGACACAGGCAAGUUCCGGUCAAUCAACUAACGCUAUCGGAACUGCAUUCGGUCUUACUAUCUCCACGAUCGUGUUCAACACCGUAGUUGACAAGGAAUCUGCCAAGCUCGGUGUCACUGUCAACUCUAGUGGCACUAAUGCGCCUAUGUCUGCACAGCUCGUAGGGUACAAAGAUGCGCAAUGGACUUCUGCCGCGUUUGCUCUUAUGGCUGCGUUGUUGGCUGCACUUUUCCUCCGUAGUGUUGGGAUCGUGGGACACCAGAGGGUCAUCAGGCAUGUUGACUCUGAUCAGACUAUGGCUGUACACCCUGGGUCUAGUCAAACUGAGUUACCGGCUAUGCCCAACCCCAACUAA
Messenger RNA from Suillus clintonianus, 1713 nucleotides. Its product is annotated as major facilitator superfamily domain-containing protein. Bases 1 to 1713 code for a protein of 570 amino acids. The record is from RefSeq and is a predicted model, not a curated record. The transcript is spliced from 11 exons. NCBI's taxonomy places the organism in Eukaryota, Fungi, Basidiomycota, Agaricomycetes, Boletales, Suillaceae. Gene Ontology annotation, molecular function: transmembrane transporter activity. Gene Ontology annotation, cellular component: membrane. Gene Ontology annotation, biological process: transmembrane transport.